This is a messenger RNA of Neomonachus schauinslandi (Hawaiian monk seal), 981 nucleotides long. Its product is annotated as olfactory receptor 3A1-like. Gene Ontology annotation, molecular function: G protein-coupled receptor activity; olfactory receptor activity. The record is from RefSeq and is a predicted model, not a curated record. The transcript has a single exon. Gene Ontology annotation, biological process: G protein-coupled receptor signaling pathway. NCBI's taxonomy places the organism in Eukaryota, Metazoa, Chordata, Mammalia, Carnivora, Phocidae. The coding region runs from base 1 to 981 and encodes 326 amino acids. Gene Ontology annotation, cellular component: membrane.
AUGCAGUCAAAAUUUGGGGCCAAUAGAAUAGCCAUUACUGAGUUCAUCCUGUUGGGCUUGGUGGAGACACCAGAGCUGUGGCCAGUUGUCUUCGUAGUCUUCCUCUUUGCCUACCUGGUCAUAGUUGGAGGCAACCUCAGCAUCCUGGCUGCCGUCUUGGUGGAGCCCAAACUCCACACCCCCAUGUACUUCUUCCUGGGGAACCUAUCAGUGCUGGAUGUUGGGUGCAUCACCGUCACUGUUCCCUCGAUGUUGGCUCGUCUCCUGUCCCACAAGCGUACAAUUCCCUAUGGAGCCUGCUUCACACAACUUUUCUUCUUCCAUCUCUUGGUUGGGGUAGACUGCUUCCUGCUGACAGCCAUGGCCUAUGACCGAUUCCUGGCCAUCUGCCAGCCCCUUACCUACAACACCCAAAUGAGCCAGACAGUCCAGAGGAUAUUGGUGGCUGUGUCCUGGGCUUUAGCCUUCACCAAUGCACUGAGUCACACAGUAGCCAUAGCCACACUCAACUUCUGUGGUCCCAAUGUGAUCAAUCACUUCUAUUGUGACCUCCCACAGCUCUUCCAGCUCUCCUGCUCCAGCGCCCAGCUCAACGAGCUGCUGCUCUUUGCUGUGGGUUUCAUAAUGGCAGGUACCCCCUUGGCUCUCAUCAUCACCUCCUAUGCCCAUGUGGCAGCUGCAGUUCUACGAAUCCGCUCUGCUGAGGGCAGGAAGAAAGCCUUCUCCACAUGUGGCUCUCACCUCACCAUGGUGGGCAUAUUCUAUGGUUCAGGUAUAUUUAAUUACAUGCGACUUGGUUCAGCCAAACUUUCAGACAAGGAUAAAGGGGUUGGGGUCUUCAACACUGUUAUCAACCCCAUGCUGAAUCCAAUCAUCUACAGCCUCAGGAACCCUGAUGUACAGGAUGCCCUCUGGCGGGUGCUCAAGGGGAAGGUCUUGAGGUCUGGAAUGUCACCCACUCCUUUUCUCUUUCUGAACUAA